UGGCUACGUAUAUUCAGAAUAUCACCGGCGAGAUGUUGUUUUUCGUCAGCUUGGUGGUCUGUCUUUUAACACCAUCACUUAUAAAAGCUUGCGGAAAUAAGCCAUUUGGGUCCCGUAUAGUCGGAGGCGAAGAAGCAAAGCCGAAUUCUUGGCCUUGGCAAGCAUCACUCCAGUACUAUGGGCGCCACAUUUGUGGUGCUUCCCUUCUGAACGAGAACUGGGUGCUAUCAGCAGCCCAUUGCGUUGAUCAAAGUAGUGACCCUAAUCGUUACUCAGUUGCUUUAGGGGCUCAUAGCAGAACUGGAGACGGACAAGUGUUUAAAGUUUCUAGAGUGAUCAAACAUCCAUCUUUUAGCAUGCAACAUCUACGCCAUGAUGUAGCAGUGCUGAAACUGGCGACCCGUGUAAGCCUCAAUAGCAAAAUCCAAACCGUUUGCCUGCCAAAACAUGGAUCACGAGUCAGUCUAGGAACACAGUGUUACGUAACAGGUUGGGGUAGGAUAAAUUCAAACACAAAUGCACUUGCUCCUCGUCUUAAACAAGCUAAGGCUCCGGUAGCCAGUCACAAUACCUGCCGAAGUAAAAAUGGUGGCACAGUGGAUGAAAGCUCCAUGGUAUGCGUUGGAGGACAAGGAAGCAGUGUCUGCAACGGCGAUAGUGGCGGCCCCUUGUCAUGCUUUGAGGGUGGUCGCUGGUUUGUUCGCGGUGCAGCUUCAUGGGUAACGAGCCGUACUUGUCCCGGACACACCUUUUCCGUAUAUGCUCGUGUUAGCUCGUAUGUCAGGUGGAUCGAAAGUCACGUGGGUAGUGGCGGAAGUGGCGGUGGCGGUGGCGGCGACGGCGGAGGAGGAGGAGGAGGAGGAGGAGGAGGAGGAGGAGGAGGAAGCGGUGGAGGAUCUCGUCACACAGAGAAACUGUCCCAAUUACAAAAGCCAACUCGACAAAAUAUUGAGUCAGUAGUAUCGUAG
Messenger RNA from Pocillopora verrucosa, 968 nucleotides. The record is from RefSeq and is a predicted model, not a curated record. NCBI's taxonomy places the organism in Eukaryota, Metazoa, Cnidaria, Anthozoa, Scleractinia, Pocilloporidae.